AUGAAUAUUGUUGGUGCAAUAUUUCCUCUUGGAAAUUUUUUCAAUCAAAAUAAUUCUGAAAAGACUUGUUUUUCGGAAUGUUUACAAUCAAAUUUUCCAUUUGCUCGAACUUGUUUAAUUCGUGGUGAUGCUGAUCAAUGUUUUCGUUCGUUACUUUUUCAAGCAUCUCUAUCUUAUGCUGCAAUUGGUAAACGUGUUUAUUUUUAUACACCAAUACCAUUUCAAACGAUUCCAUCACUUGUUCAUUCAUUAAUACCAACAUCAUUAUCAACAGCUAAUUUACAUUUAAUUCAAUUUCAUUAUCUAUUAACAUUAGUCGAAAUACAUAAACAUUUAAUAUCAAAUUCAAAUAAUUAUGAUAUUAUUAUUAUUGAUGGUUAUCUUGAAUAUCCAUUAUUGAAACAAGAAGAUUUAUUUCAAAUUAUUUCAGCUUGUGCAUUAUUAAAAGAUACAUAUGAAUAUUUAAAAAAAUUACAUGAGAAAGAUUUAGUAUUAUUAUGUUCAUGUACAUGUGCUGAAUCAUCAAUGGCAAAUGUUGAAGAACGAGCAUUAUUUGAUCUUGCUAUCGAUAUUGAAAUGUUUGAAGAUGGAGAUUAUCAUGCAAAGAUAAAUUUUUUUUCAAAAAAAAAUAUUUCAUGUGCUUUUAAAUUUCGGAUUGGUCGAAAUGAAAUUUUACCAUUAUAUGCAACAAUUGAACAUCAAAAUAAAUAA
Adineta steineri is the source of this 711-nucleotide messenger RNA. NCBI's taxonomy places the organism in Eukaryota, Metazoa, Rotifera, Eurotatoria, Adinetida, Adinetidae. The record is from the annotation of a GenBank genome assembly.